This is a messenger RNA of Benincasa hispida (wax gourd), 1565 nucleotides long. Its product is annotated as autophagy-related protein 3-like. Gene Ontology annotation, molecular function: Atg8-family ligase activity. The record is from RefSeq and is a predicted model, not a curated record. NCBI's taxonomy places the organism in Eukaryota, Viridiplantae, Streptophyta, Magnoliopsida, Cucurbitales, Cucurbitaceae. Gene Ontology annotation, cellular component: phagophore assembly site; cytosol. Gene Ontology annotation, biological process: nucleophagy; autophagy of mitochondrion; autophagosome assembly.
CUUCGCCAUUUUUAACCAGAAAACUAAACCUUUACGUUUCUCCGUUGAAGCCCAAGAUCGGUUCUUUCCCCCACAUUGAAGCCCAAUUUCGGUGGUCGAUCAGAGUCAAGUUUCUGCUGGGGAUUCCAAAUUUCUCUUCCAAUUUCCAAUUUCCAAAUUCUUUCAUCUGAAUUCAUCAAUCCCAGACAGAUUUUGAUCAUGGUUUUGUCGCAGAAGCUUCACGAGGCCUUCAAAGGAACUGUCGAGAGGAUCACAGGGCCUCGAACCGUCUCCGCUUUCAAAGAGAAAGGCGUUCUCAGUGUCUCUGAGUUCAUCAUCGCCGGUGAUAAUCUCGUCUCCAAAUGUCCCACCUGGUCUUGGGAGUCGGGUGAUCUGAACAAGAGGAAAUCAUACUUGCCCCCAGAUAAACAAUUCUUGAUUACCAGAAAUGUUCCUUGCCUGCGCCGGGCUGCCUCCGUAGAAGAGGAGUAUGAAGCUGCAGGUGGUGAAGUUCUUCUUGAUAACGAAGAUGGUGAUGGUUGGCUGGCAACCCAUGGGAAACCAAAGGAAGAAAAAAGUGACGAAGAGGAAAAUUUGCCUUCCCUGGAAGCUCUUGAAAUCAGCAGGACCAAGGUUGUUAAGUCAAUUCCAAACUAUUUUGGUGGUGAAGAUGAAGAUGAUGUUCCUGACCUGGAUGAUAUUGAAGAAACUGACAAUGUUGUUGGAACUGAUUCAGCGACUCUUCCCACCUACCAAAUUGCCCAUGAACCUGAUGACGAUAAUAUCCUACGAACACGAACUUAUGAUGUCACCAUCACGUAUGAUAAAUAUUAUCAGACACCACGUGUUUGGCUUACAGGAUAUGAUGAGUCAAGGAUGCUCUUACAGCCAGAACUUGUGCUCGAAGAUGUUAGUCAAGAUCAUGCUCGAAAAACAGUGACCAUUGAGGACCAUCCCCACCUACCUGGAAAGCAUGCGUCUGUACAUCCCUGCAGACAUGGGGCAGUGAUGAAAAAGAUCAUUGAUGUGUUAAUGUCCCGAGGUGUAGAACCCGAGGUUCACAAGUAUCUUUUCUUGUUCUUAAAAUUUGUUGCGUCUGUUAUUCCGACUAUCGAAUAUGAUUACACUAUGGACUUCGAUCUUGGUGGCCCUAGCACUCGAUAACUGGGAUUGAUAAGCAUUUGUUUGUUACUCAAAUCCAGCCUGACUCUUUGAAUAUGUUUGAGCGAUGCAGAUCCGGUUAUACAUAUGUGCGGGAUAUUUCACAUCUGAUGUUUCUGCAAAUACAGGCUGACCCUCUGCUCCUUGUACAUACACAACAUGGGGUCUAAAUGGUACCCUCUUUGGAUAUAUUUUGUAUUUUGGAAGUCCAGUCUUGCCAUUGCUUUCUGUCAAGUCUUAGUUUGGGUACAAGAAUCCUUUGUGGUGCUUUGUAACAUAACAUGGAGCUGGCAGUUGCUCCUUCACAGCACAUACUAUUCAAUGGGAAUUUGGUGAUAGAUUGAACUAUUGCAGCAAAAACUCAUUCCUCUUAUUGGGAAAAAGAAGUUGAUUGAAUGCCAUUAUUGCCGCAUACCUUUUGACAA